Messenger RNA from Bombina bombina (fire-bellied toad), 2452 nucleotides. RefSeq names its product Ras association domain family member 1 (gene RASSF1). The transcript is spliced from 6 exons. Bases 813 to 1916 code for a protein of 367 amino acids. Gene Ontology annotation, biological process: Ras protein signal transduction. NCBI's taxonomy places the organism in Eukaryota, Metazoa, Chordata, Amphibia, Anura, Bombinatoridae. The record is from RefSeq and is a predicted model, not a curated record. Gene Ontology annotation, cellular component: microtubule cytoskeleton; nucleus.
AUUUCCUCUCUUCUCCAGUCUCAGAUCACGUUGGUAAUUUUCAACAUUUAUUCACCCUAGUUGUAAAUUUUCUGCUUUUUGUUUUCUAUAGGUUUUCUUUACCAUUUGGUAUAUUAUUCCUCUAUACUUAUUAACUUUCCUGGAUAUUUGACCUUGGAUGAUAUUUUGUUCCUUGAUUCACCUCUUGCAGUGGGUAAAUUGUCUUUGUCCUAAAUUAAGAGGAUAUGUUCCCUGCUGCAUUAUCCAUUAAGAAGGCAUUUGGUUCCAGUUAAACUUGUUGCUGGGUAAUAAAGAGACCACCAAUACUCAGUGCCCAGAGCUAUAUGAAUAUUGAACUAAAGGACAAGAGACUUGUGUCCCUACUCUAAAUUCCUGCAAUAACUUUGUGCCAGAAGUGGGAUUCUCUCACUGCAAGAUAUUUUGAACCACAACUCACACAAAAGAGGAACACAAAAGGAUCCCACAGCUACGUAUCAGGAAUAUUUGCAUAGAUAUAUAAAAAAGAUUUGAUUUUUUUUUGCAAUGUCAACAUGCUCAAAAACUGAGUGAUGAGAAACAAAGUGAUAGAAAAAAAAGCAACAGCAAAAGAAAAAAAAAAAAAGAUAUAAGAGAGGAAGGAAGCCAAAAAAUUGAGACAGAGGGAGGAGACAAGACAGUGUGUAGUCAAGAAGAGAUAUGAGAAAGAAGGAAGAAUGCUUUAAAUAAUAUAGAGGAGAAAGACAAAGAGAUAUGAAAGAGAUAAAACUGAACGAGAGGAAUUCAGAAGACGAAUACAGUUGACCUGGCUUGACCCUCCCUGGAAUUUAGUGGGGAUGUUGGCAGAUGGGGCAUCAUAUGAAAUGAUUGAGUUGCAGAGAUUGGAGCCUCGUGAUAGACUAGAUUUGACACAGAGCUCUAGAAGUCACCGUUUGGAGCGUACCAAUGCCGUAAGGAUCCCCCCAGGGAGGGUCGCCCCCAUACUUCAGCGCAGCAUAAGACGGAGAGUACUGGGUGUAACGAAUGAACCCUCACCACCUGGGAGAGUUGGAGAGGGGCACUAUUUCCAACCUACAUCCCACACACAGUACACCUGGUGUGACCUCUGCGGAGACUUUAUAUGGGGUAUCUACAGAAAGAGUCUUCGUUGCAUGUACUGUAACUUCACGUGUCACUACAGAUGCCGGGCGUUCAUCCAGCUAGACUGCAGUAGAGGAGACGAUAUAGAGAGCGAGGCUGAUUCUGUCCAAGAGACUUCCUGGGAGAAAGACACUAAUGUGGAUGAGAAACCAGAAAAAACACCAGUGGUCUUGAGCCACAAAGAGAUUGAACAGAAAAUUAAGGAUUAUAAUUCUCAGAUCAAGAGCAAUCUCUUUAUGAGCCUGAAUAAAGAUGGCUCAUACACAGGGUUUAUAAAGGUUCAGCUGAAGCUCAUUCGGCCAGUUUCCGUUCCGGUCACUAAGAAGCCAACAUGCUCAGAUCGAAAAAAUGGGGGGCGUUCACAAACCCCAAAACGCAGGACAUCUUUCUACCUCCCCAAAGAUGCUUCCAAACACCUGCACCUCAGUUCACGCACGCCUGCCAGUGAGGUUAUCCAGGCUCUUCUGCGCAAGUUCACUGUGCUUGAUAAUCCCAGGAAAUUUGCUCUUUUUCAGCGAACAGAGCAAGACAAGCAAGUGUCACUACGCAAAUUAUCGGAUGAUGAAGAACCACUUAAGCUGCGUCUGCUCUCUGGACCCUGCGAUAAAACUCUGAGCUUUGUAUUGAAAGAGAACGAGACUGGGGAGGUGAACUGGGAUGCAUUCAGUAUGCCAGAACUGCAAAAUUUUCUCCGCAUCCUUCAACGAGAGGAGGAAGAGCACAUGCGCCAGAUCAUCCAGCGUUAUACACGCUGUCGCCAACAAAUGCAAGAAGAAUUGGCAUCACGUACACCUGGCUGAAUCUUCAUGUGACUCCACCUGAUAACUUAAGAGAGCAUGAAGACGGCGAGAGUGAUCCCAAAGGCGCAAGCGCAGAGUGAUUGGAGACUGAGUGCAGAAUGAGGCACUUACGGAGUGCAGGGGUCCGUAGACUCCGCCCAGGGGAGAGAUGUGAGUGAACGAGAGAGAUAGUGUGUCUGUGUGGGACACGAAGAACUGCGCUGAUGAGAGAGGCACAAAUUGCCUACGGCUUUGCUGCAGUUCUGCAACUGACUGUCUGAUAAACUGUGUCCUUAGCAAAAUCCUGUGAUAUAACCCAGGCCAUUGUAUAACACUGCCCCAGCAGUGCCUUCUAACUCUGGCAGCACAGGAUUCAAAGGAGGGGACCCAGGACAUGACUGAUAUUCCAGCUCCUGCGGUGUGUUUUUGCUUGAUGUGCAGGAGUGAUCUGUUUACAUGUGUGAUCUUGUAUGUUUCUUUUUUAUGUUUGUCUCUGUUUGUGCGUAUUGUUCAGACACAUAAAGAUGUGUACAGUAAAACUAAAAUAUUCACCUGUA